Messenger RNA from Brugia malayi, 1029 nucleotides. It is a transcript of the gene Bma-mob-2, whose product is annotated as Mob1/phocein family protein. Gene Ontology annotation, molecular function: protein kinase activator activity. Gene Ontology annotation, biological process: signal transduction; positive regulation of protein phosphorylation. The transcript has 7 exons. The record is from RefSeq and is a predicted model, not a curated record. The coding region runs from base 1 to 1029 and encodes 342 amino acids. NCBI's taxonomy places the organism in Eukaryota, Metazoa, Nematoda, Chromadorea, Rhabditida, Onchocercidae. Gene Ontology annotation, cellular component: cytoplasm; nucleus.
AUGGAGGUAACGUCGAUAUUGACUGAAAAAUAUCCGAACACAGAAACAGCUGGUGGAAGUGGGUCAGUUGGAGUAUCUACUGGAAAUGUGAAAUCGCAGUCACAUGCAAAGCGAAGCACAUUAUCAAGACAUUCAUCUAAAGAUGUGAGCGAGGAUGGUUGUUGCCUUGCUAAAAUAUUCCUCUCUAAUAUCAUCUCAUUUGCAAUGAGAUCGCGACGCAAAGGUGUGAAUGAAAGAUGUCGUUCAGCACGACGCAUGUCAUCAAAUGGAGGGAAAAAUGCCACUACAUACAUCCAUGCUCCAAAUUGUAAACGUAAAGCACUAUCUGAAAUGGGCGUGUGUGAUUCUUUCGAUGAUGAAAUGAUUAGGCGACUUUCAAAGCUACCUCAGGGAAUGGAUAAAAAUGAGUGGUUAGCUACACACACAUUAUGUCUUUUCGAGAAUGUAAAUGCUUUGUGUGGAACGAUAUCAGAAGUGUGUACACCGGUCUCAUGUCCUAUUAUGUCCUAUCCAGGUGUUCCGAAAGCACACUGGAUUGAUGAAAGGAGGAAACAUCACCUAUAUUCAGCUAUGCAGUACAUCGAUUGUGUAUUAUCAUUCUGCGAAAAAAGCGCAAAAGAUGAGCGACUUUACCCAACUAAAUAUGGAUCUGCCUUUCCGAGUAAUUUUGAAAAUCAUUGCCGUCGUUUAAUACGAUUACUCUGGCAUAGUUGCGGACACCUAUACACCAAUCACUGGGAACAGCUCGCUACUUUGAAUUUACGGUCUCAAUACGGCUUGGUUGUAGCACACAUGUAUUCUAUUGCUAAAAUGUAUGAUCUUCUGGAGAGUAAGGAGCUAUCCGCCCUCUCACACACAUUGCAGUUGGUACGCCCAGUAAUGCUAUAUCACGGAUGUGGUCAUCAGAUAGCACAAGUCAGUAAUGGAUCCAACGGUCCUCAGCAGUUCCCGUCAUCAAAAAGUGGCAGCUGGGGUGGUUAUCCGACGACAACCGCAUUGAUGUACAAGCCUUACUCGCAAACAUGCUGA